Chaetura pelagica (chimney swift) is the source of this 873-nucleotide messenger RNA. RefSeq names its product tripartite motif containing 62 (gene TRIM62). Gene Ontology annotation, biological process: innate immune response; positive regulation of canonical NF-kappaB signal transduction. The transcript is spliced from 3 exons. The record is from RefSeq and is a predicted model, not a curated record. The annotation marks the transcript as partial. Lineage: Eukaryota; Metazoa; Chordata; Aves; Apodiformes; Apodidae. Gene Ontology annotation, molecular function: protein binding.
CACCGCCUGCUGCGGGAGCGGCAGAAGGCGAUGCUGGAGGAGCUGGAGGCCGACACGGCGCGGACGCUGACGGACAUCGAGCAGAAGAUCCAGCGCUACAGCCAGCAGCUCCGCAGGGUGCAGGAGGGCAGUCAGAUCCUGCAGGAGCGCCUGGCAGAGGCCGACAAGCAUGUCUUCCUGGCCGGCGUCGCCUCCCUCUCUGAGAGGCUGAAGGGGAAGAUCCAUGAGACCAACCUGACCUAUGAGGACUUUCCCACCUCCAAGUACAUGGGCCCUCUGCAGUACACCAUCUGGAAAUCCCUCUUCCAGGACAUCCAUCCUGUGCCCGCAGCCCUGACGCUGGACCCCGGCACCGCUCACCACCGCCUGAUCCUCUCGGACGACUGCACCAUCGUGGCCUAUGGCAACCUGCACCCCCAGCCCCUGCAGGACUCCCCCAAACGCUUCGACGUGGAGGUCUCGGUGCUGGGUGCCCAGGCCUUCUCCGGCGGCGUCCACUACUGGGAGGUGGUGGUGUCUGAGAAGACCCAGUGGAUGAUCGGCCUGGCCCACGAAGCCGUCACCCGCAAGGGCAGCAUCCAGAUCCAGCCCAGCAGGGGCUUCUACUGCAUCGUCAUGCACGACGGGAACCAGUACAGCGCCUGCACCCAGCCCUGGACACGGCUCAACGUCAAGAGCAAGCUGGAGAAGGUGGGGGUCUUCCUGGACUAUGACAAGGGGCUCCUCAUCUUCUACAACGCCGACGACAUGUCCUGGCUCUACACCUUCCGGGAGCGCUUCCCUGGCAAGCUCUGCUCCUACUUCAGCCCCGGGCAGAGUCACGCCAACGGCAAGAACGUCCAGCCCCUCCGCAUCAACACUGUCCGCAUCUAA